AUCUCCCACACCACGGACGUAGACACUACCAUGGCCUCUCUCGCCCCCCAGAUCAACACCGAGUUGUGCCCCGUGUACGCGCCGUUCUUCGGCGCCAUGGGCUGCACCGCCGCCAUUGCGCUGACGUGUAUUGGUGCUGCCUACGGCACUGCCAAGUCCGGCGUCGGAGUCUCGGCGAUGGCCGUCCUUCGCCCCGACAUGAUGAUGAAGUGUGUGAUCCCCGUCGUCAUGGCCGGUAUUAUUGCCAUUUACGGCCUCGUCGUGUCGGUGCUCAUCUCGGGCGGCCUCGAGUCCCCCAUGCCGCUCUACACGGGCUUCAUCCAGCUUGGUGCGGGUCUGUCCGUCGGCCUGGCGGGUCUGGCGGCCGGCUUCGCAAUCGGCAUCGUCGGUGAUGCCGGUGUGCGCGGCGCAGCCCAGCAGCCGCGCCUGUAUGUCGGCAUGAUCCUGAUCCUCAUUUUCGCCGAGGUUCUCGGCCUGUACGGCCUCAUCGUCGCGCUUAUCCUCAACACGGGUGCCGCCGUCGACUACAAGUGCGUGCUCAACUAGCCGCUAGUCCUCGUCCCCUCCAGCCCCGCCCCCACCUUCUCCCGGACUCCCGGACCCCUUGCGCCGAUAGACCCGGCGCAGAAAGCUAGAACGAUGCACCAUUGAAGUCGCGAUA
Cutaneotrichosporon oleaginosum is the source of this 661-nucleotide messenger RNA. RefSeq lists its product as uncharacterized. Gene Ontology annotation, molecular function: proton-transporting ATPase activity, rotational mechanism. Lineage: Eukaryota; Fungi; Basidiomycota; Tremellomycetes; Trichosporonales; Trichosporonaceae. Gene Ontology annotation, cellular component: proton-transporting V-type ATPase, V0 domain; membrane. The record is from RefSeq and is a predicted model, not a curated record. Gene Ontology annotation, biological process: proton transmembrane transport.